AUGAGCCAAUCGUCCAUCACCGUCUCCAAAACCUCAUCUGGAAUCACUACAAUCACCAUCACCCGGCCCCAUCGCCGCAAUGCCGUGAAUCCAUCCACCGCCCGCGCUCUGUACUCGGCCUUUAUUGAGUUCGAGGAGGACGCCUCGCAGAAAGUCGCCAUCCUUACUGGGUCCGAGGGAGCCUUCUGCGCCGGCGCAGACCUUGUCGACCUGACAGCGCAGUCCAAACAAGAUCCAGCCACUCUGGAUCCGCUGGAUAGAGAUCAUCUGCAACCGGUUCAAGGCCGCAACUGCGGUCCCAUGGGUCCGUCGAGGUUGCAGGUGAGAAAGCCCGUCAUUGCUGCAGUGGCAGGUCAUGCCGUUGCCGGCGGCCUCGAAUUGAGCCUUCUGGCCGACAUGCGGGUGGUUGAAGAGGACGCAACCUUCGGCGUCUACUGUCGUCGCUGGGGUGUGCCGCUGAUUGACGGCGGCACAGUCCGCUUACAAGCCAUCGUUGGCCUAGGACGAGCAUUGGAUAUGAUUCUUACCGGACGACCAGUCUCUGCGCAGGAAGCUCUGUCAAUGGGUCUCGCAAACAGGGUCGUUCCCAAGGGCAAGGCGCUCGAAGAAGCCACGAAACUCGCCGAAUCACUACUGAGGUUUCCCAACGCGUGUAUGAACUCUGACCGAGAUUCUUGCUACUAUGCCGCAUAUAAUGCCCAGAAUUUUGAGGAUGCUAUGAGGUACGAGUACGAUCACGGGGUCAAAGUAGUCCAGAUGGAGAGUAUGGCUGGUGCUGCUCGAUUUGCCGAUGGACGCGGGAGACACGGCGGAUUUGACAAGUUGUAA
Molecule: messenger RNA, 828 nt
Organism: Fonsecaea nubica
Lineage: Eukaryota; Fungi; Ascomycota; Eurotiomycetes; Chaetothyriales; Herpotrichiellaceae
Exons: 1
Coding region: 1-828 (275 amino acids)
Molecular function (GO): catalytic activity
Source: RefSeq, a predicted model, not a curated record